This is a messenger RNA of Darwinula stevensoni, 420 nucleotides long. Lineage: Eukaryota; Metazoa; Arthropoda; Ostracoda; Podocopida; Darwinulidae. The record is from the annotation of a GenBank genome assembly.
AUGACAUCGCCGUUGACAGGAGAAGCGAAGGCCGUGGGAAUCGACCGGGAGCGGAAGGUGGUCGAGGUGUGCACGGGGUCCGGGGAACGGCUGAGCCUCCCGUGGAUCUGGCUGAGGGACCACUGUCGCUCCGCGACGUCCUACAACCACCGCACCUUCCAGAGGAAGCAGGAUCUCCUCGCCAUCCCCCUUCACAUCGAGCCGACUCGUGCUCGCGUGGAGAACGACACGCUCUUCGUUCAGUGGGACGACGGCUACGAAUCCGAGAGCGGGAUCAAAUGGCUCGCCGAAAUGAGCCCCGGCCGCGGCACCGCCCUCCGCGCCUCCGUCUACUCCAAGCGAAUCCCCUGGGGCCAGGGCCAGCAACUCCACGAUCGUCCCUGGGCCCGCGUCCCCUUCUCCCAACUCAUCCAUCCGGAC